Drosophila guanche is the source of this 2719-nucleotide messenger RNA. RefSeq names its product ankyrin repeat domain-containing protein 13D. Gene Ontology annotation, cellular component: cytoplasm. Lineage: Eukaryota; Metazoa; Arthropoda; Insecta; Diptera; Drosophilidae. Gene Ontology annotation, molecular function: protein binding. The record is from RefSeq and is a predicted model, not a curated record. The transcript has 7 exons. Bases 128 to 2041 code for a protein of 637 amino acids.
AUCAAAAAAAAUGUAUGUGAAUAUUUCGAUACAUCACAACCCUGAGAAACAAAAGAAAUUGCGAAUUUAAAGAAAAGGCGAGAGGGAGACGAUUGCAAUUGCAACGGCAGGGCCGAAACUUGGACAAAUGAAGAGCUUGGACGAAAUUAAGGCGGAGUAUCCGCUCCACUGGCACAUCUGGCACGGCGACGUGGAGCAGCUGCAGGCUGAGCUUCAAAUCGACCAGAAUGAUAAGGAAAAAAUCGAUCCGCGAGGUCGUACCCCCCUGAUGCUGGCUGUGCGAUUGGCAAAUCUUCCCUGUGUCAAGUGCCUACUAGCUGCCAAGUGCAAUGCGACCUAUGAGCACGAAGGCUGGUCAAUUGUACAGGAAGCCGUGUGCACUGGCGACGUAGACAUACUGACUGCCAUUAUCGAGGUGCGUGACCUGCAGCGGCAUGUCCAGCGCGUUACGCACGUGCCCAAGCUGCUGCAACACCUCCUGGACGCCCCCGACUUUUACAUAGAGAUGAAGUGGGAGUUCACGUCGUGGGUGCCUCUGAUGUCGCGUCUCUGCCCCAGCGACACCUACAAGGUCUACAAGCGGGGGGCGAAUGUGCGCAUCGACACUACCCUGCUAGGCUUCGACAAUAACACUUGGCAGAGGGGGAACCGCUCGUACAUCUUCAAGGGCGCCAAGGAGACGGCUACCAUGAUCGAGAUCGACCACGACACGAACGAAGUAAUGGUGGAGCAGAUGAGCAGCGAUAUCGGGGACAUUGUGGCUAUUCCCCCCGCCCUGGGCACUGUGCGAGCCCGCCUGAAUGCGCCCGUCAUCACCAACAAUAUCGAGAUGGAGAAGAUCAGUUUCGAGCGCAACAAGUGUGGCAUCUGGGGCUGGCGCAGCGAGAAGUCUGAGGCCAUCAAUGGCUACAACUGCAAGGUCUAUGGAGCCAGUAAUGUGGAGUUUGUCACAAAGACGCGCAUGGAUCAUCUGAGCGAGGAGCAAAUCAAGAACAAAACAGCACGGACGCCUCUUCACAGUUUGCUGGGAAUUGCCGACGAGGACUACGUGCCCCCCACAGACAUAGCAGCGGCACUCAAAGAGCGCACACCCUCGCCGCGUUCUGGAGAGACAGCUUCCCUCUUGGCGGACAGCGAAAGCGGUGGGCGCUCCUCACCCGCCGUUCUCCAGAGCAAUGGCAGCUCUGGCUGCGCAUCGGGCUCAAGCACGCCCAGGGCGUCAGUUACGCCAGAGGAGUACUUUAGCGACGAGGUCGAUCUACAUGGUCGGGACGUAGGCAAGCCAAAGAAUCUGAGCACAAAGGUGCAGCGCUUCAAGGCCAACCUAUGGCUGGCCGAGCAACAUCCGAUACGACUGCAGGAGCAGGUGCUUCCAAUCCUGGACCUUAUGUCUACCAUGGCCAGUCCCCACGUGUCAAAACUGAAAGACUUUAUUACCAUGCAGCUGCCAGCCGGCUUUCCGGUCAAGGUGGAGAUACCGCUCUUCCACGUCCUCAAUGCAUGUAUCACGUUCGGCAACGUGUUCGCCAUGACCACGCCAGUGGAGUACGUGGCCACCCUGGAGGAGCAGGACCGCGUCACCUGCCUGGUGGACGACCGCUGUUUCGAUAUACCCAGUCACUACACAACCCGGGGAGGCGACUCCCGGCGCCAGAUCCCAUUGGACGAGGAUGACAUGCUGCAGUACGCCAUCGAGCAGAGUCUCGUGGAAACCAGCGGUGCCUGCGGAGCCGAGGCCGAUGACAAGGUGGACAUCUGGGAGGUGCUGCGCGGCCAGAGCGUUGUUGGUUCCGACAUGCUGCCCGAGGACGACGAGCAACUGCAGCGGGUGCUACAGGAGUCGUUGCUUGGAGCCCACGCCAAUGCCAGUGGCUCACCCGCCUCCGAGGACGAUGACGAUGGGGGUUUUCGGUACGUGGACGCUGACCUGGCCAUGGCCAUGCGUCUCUCGCAGCAGGACCAAAAGAAGUACGAACUAGAGCGGCAGCGCGAGCAGGAGAUGAUCGAGCAAGCGCUCAAGCUUAGUCUGCAGGAACACUAGUAAAUCAAUCAGCAGAGUCACCAGAAGGCAAACAAUCACCACUCCGACCAAAUCAAUCACGAACUGGCACUCGCUUUUCCCUUUGUGAUGCAAUCGAUUCCAAAAUUCAAGUUAUAUUUUCUAGUGUAACACUUUCGACUAAGUUGUAUAAAUAUUAUUUAAGUUGCCUAUCUAAGUUCCUCCCCCUAGUGGAUCCUUGAUUGAAUUGUGAUACAAGGCAGCAUCAACAACAUCCGCUUGGCUUGCUCUGAUCUGCUCUCAACUCGUCCACUCGCGUCCGAACAACCACAGAAAGUCUCAGCUAUACGAUCUGUAUACCACCAGACACCUCUAUACUAUUCUAUGAUAAAUAUAUGUGUCUAUAUCGUAUAUUCAUAUGUACGAUAGAUAAGCAUUCAUAUUCACGUAUGUGUAGAGUCUAUCUGUAGAUCUUGUAGUCCGUAGUUUUUGCUAUCUAUUUAGCAUUAAGUGCGUGAACAAAUGUCACAUAUCCUCCGAAAUUUACAUUUUCCUAUUUACCUGUUUUCGUUUAGUUUGAAGAUCUUUUGCUGACACAUACACACUAUAUAUAACUGUAUUUACUAAUCAGCAUUAACACUACUUUAUACUAACAAAACACACACAUUCAUCAUUCUCUGUGCAAAUGAGUAAAAUACAUACAUACUAUGUGAAGUACAC